CAAAAACAGCCAGUCAUAGCGUUGGUUAUGGCCUAAAGAAACCGCGGCAUGCCAGUGGCAUCCUCUAGAGGUGCUGAGCAUGUGGUCUGGGGGGCUCCAGAGAUCUCCAGCUCGAGUGAAUGCGAAUCGGGCUCAGCUGGCUCAGACUUAAGAUCUUUCGACGGAAAGGGCCGAAGCGGCAGCCGCAGUAGCAGCAGAAACAGCAGGAGAAGUGGAUGAGGAGAAGGGAAUUGGAAGGUGCUCAAAGGCAUUUCCAUUCCCUCGGCAACAGACAGCAAGGCUCAGAGGACGGCCGGAGGCAUCAUCAGGUGAUGAGCAGCGUCAUGUCCAAUGCUACAUCCACGAGCACCGAGAGCCACAGUCCAAGUUUGUCGAGGAGAGACCGGAAGGAUCAACCACCUUCGCCGAAGUUCCGGAAGGCCGAGUGGGAUGGCUUUUACCGAAAAAUGAAAGAGCUGUCCAAAGCCUCACGUGACAGUGAAGUGCCGGCUGACAGGCCGAGGGCGUGGGAUCCGACGGCUCCGAUCGAAGAACUCAAAAAACUCUUGGAGGAAGAUUUUGAAGGCGUUUGCGCCUUCUUGGAAGAUCCAGAACGUGCUGAAGCUGAAGAGACAGAAAGUGAAGCUGAUGCCACAGUUCCCGAAGGUGAAGGCGAAUGGUCAGUGGGAUCUGAAGGUCAUGCCCAAGGCCAAUGCAGGCCAUGUCACUAUGUUUUUGCGAAGACUGGCUGCCAGAAUGGUCGGGAGUGCAAUUUUUGUCAUCUGCCACACCCAAAACGUUUCAGACCGAGACCGUGUAAGUCCAAACGCUUCAAAUGCAAACAGCUCGCUGCAGUUCUCGACCAGGUGCUUGAUGAUGACCCCGACUCGUUCCAAAAUGUGGUUGAACAACUUAGUUCGCAAGGUGGCUAUCUCAACACCGUGGUGAAGAGCAAGCUCCGCACCAUGGCCAAAAGGUCUGCAAAAAGUGAGGCCAGAAGCUCCGCCGACACAGCGGGGUAUCCGGGAAGGGGCUCUGAGUUGCCGAGCCAGCCUUGUGGCGCUUCCGCAAUAGAGGCCAAACAAGUAUUGAAGCCAGGCCUGGUUUCUCUGUGAGCUCUUUUUCCCUCUCCGAAGCGAGAGCGUUUCUGUACAGCUCCGAAUGCGGGCCUUGGCGCUCCCCAUUCAGCGCCGCAACCAGAUUUUGAUCACUGAGUCCUUGAUUAAACCGAGUCAUUUUUCAGUAGUCCUAUCGGUUCUCUCCGGACCCAAUUUGCCAAUGCUUU
Cladocopium goreaui is the source of this 1264-nucleotide messenger RNA. Lineage: Eukaryota; Dinophyceae; Suessiales; Symbiodiniaceae. The record is from the annotation of a GenBank genome assembly.